AUGGGAAGAAGGGUCAAUAACUAUAGUCUGAAGAAGAAGAAAGGUGCUAGAAGGACCAGAAGGAGUGGAUGGAAAAAUUUCCAAGAGACUGAGAAAAUUUCUCGAGUAAAUGUGCCCACUAGUAAUCCCAGCAGAAUCUUUGGCGAUCAAACUUCGAAGUCAGUGUACACAGAUUCAAUUCCUUCAUAUUCCUACAAUUGGGCAAAAGAGACUCCCAAUUCUGAUUCAGAGGUAAAAAGUGGAUUUAAAGAGACCAAAUUGAAAUGCCUAUCCAAGCUUUGUGCUGAUUUUAUUGCUACCAAAAGCAUGUCCUUACACCCCUCAUACCUUGGCUCAUGGUCAGCAUGGAAGCCAGUGUGGAAUUCAAUUUUGAUAAAAGGCUAUGAUUCUCCUGUCAUAUUUGGCAUGUUUGCCAUGAAGUUUGGUAACGAGUCUUCGUUCAAAUGUCACAGCUCUAAACUGGUCGAGAUUGAGGGUAUACCUUCCACCUACUCUCCCUUGUAUAACUCAAGGGAAAGAUCAAUACAGGGUUCAAGAAUAAGAUCUAAAAAGUUUCACCAUAGGUUGGAAACAGUUUAUUCCAACAUUUCAUUGAAAAACGUUUCGUCAUACGUACAUGAACACGGAUUCAAGUUACUACUAGAUUUGUCAUUUGCACAGUCCAUUGAUAUCUAUUCCAUAUUUCAGCUAGCCAACCUAACGGCGUUGGACCUUUCCAACAACAGUCAAAUAUCUGAUUCGUUUCUAACGCAGCUAACGAAUUCGAUAAAUGAGAAUAGAUUCCCCGACUUGAAGGUGAUUCUGUUGCUAAGAUGUUCAAAUGUGAGUUCAGUUGGAAUACGACAUUUGCUAAGCAAGCAGACUAAGGUUAAGUACAUAGAAUCAGAUUACCAUUUGGCUGAACAUUCAAACUUUGCUCAAAAAUUUAAUAAACCUGACAAAAGAAUAUCCACAUACGUUGAUGGUUCCAGCUAUUUAUCGCUAUUUACAUUGGAAACAAAAAUUUUGCUCAAUUUACCACUUGGAUUGAAAUUAAAUGCACUAGUCGAUAAGCACGAUCUAGAGAUGGAGAAAGGGAUAAUUCUUCUAGAUAUUCUUGUUGAUGCUACUACUUCAUCAGAAUUCAGAGCUGAUACCUGGAGUACAAGAGAACUUCGUAGAAACGUUGAGAGGAAAGGAUACGUUUAUAUGUUGAACUCAGCCAAUUUUACACCCAACAUUAGCCCAACGUUUGGCUCGAACGUAAGCAAGUUGGACAAUACUUCAACUAAAAAAGAUAGGACCAUAUUCAAAGUUAGCCCGAGGAAAAUCCUGCUGGAAAAUGAUAAAAUUCCUUCGAAGAGACAUAGGCCAAUACAAAAGACAGUUAAUGUUAAUAAAUUUUUCGAUUUGAACUAA
Messenger RNA from Dujonia railenensis, 1398 nucleotides. The record is from the annotation of a GenBank genome assembly. NCBI's taxonomy places the organism in Eukaryota, Fungi, Ascomycota, Pichiomycetes, Serinales, Debaryomycetaceae.